GGAAUCUUUUUAGAAACUAUCAACUGCUUUGAUAAAGAUGGACUUUAUUAAUAACUAUGGAUCUAGUGAUGAGGAAGACAACUCAACUGUAGAUAAUACGAAGUCUACCUCAACUUUAAUGGCAGUUAACUCGGCACCCGAUACCGGAUUUGACAUUAGUACAUCGGGCCACUUAUACACAGCUCCCACAGCGACUGAAUUAACUGUUAAUGUAACAUACGAUGACCUGAACCGCCCCACAUUGGGCCCCGAAAACCCUUUCCAAGAUCGUCGCCUUGCAACACAAAAUGUGGUCAAUGGACAUGUGGAACAACAAGCUAUUUCCGAGAUGGAUUUCAGAACCCAGCAUCGAACUUUCGAAACAUACGGAUAUGCCCGUGACCCUUCACUUGGCACUGCAACAAACCUUGCUGGACAGACAGGACAAGGAUUGAUGGGCACUGGUUAUGUCGGCAAUCUUGAAGUUGCAGCAAAAUUGGGAGGAGUGUCUAUUUACGAUCGUGUUUCCCAAGAUCUUCGACCUAAUAGAGAUGCACGUAACAAGCGCGAGAGUAAAGGAAAAUUAGACGAAGUUGAAGGUCCCGACGCGUAUAAAGGCCCCUGGGCUGGCUAUGAAGAUGACAAUGUCGGUAUCGCCACUGGCUUAAAUCAAGAGCAAAUUGAGGAUGUCCAAGCUAUUAUAAAUCCUGCAAAGGCUUUGACUACGAAAAAUAUUGCUCAAGAAACACAUACAGAAAGCACUAUUUUUCAUGGUGCUUCUGAACGCGAUUAUUUGGGUCGUACAUAUAUGGCUGUGCCUCAAGACAUUGAUGUCAACUUACUAGGCGAAUCGGGUGAACAAGAAUGCUUUGUUCCUAAAAAGUUGAUUCAUACUUGGGAUGGCCAUGAAAAGGGUGUUUCCAGUAUUAAAUUUUUCCCUAAAUCUGCUCAUCUUUUACUUAGUGGUGGUAUGGAUAACAAAGUCAAGAUUUGGGAUGUGUAUCAUGAUAGAAGUCUCUUACGUUCAUAUAUCGGUCAUACAAAGACUGUCAGAGAUAUUGCAUUCAAUAACGACGGUACUAAGUUCCUCAGUGCAAGUUAUGAUCGAAAUGUCAAGUUAUGGGAUACAGAAACCGGUCAAUGUAUUCGUACAUUUUCGACUGGUAGACUACCUUACUGUGUAACAUUUAAUCCUGAUAAAUCGAAAAACAAUGUAUUUUUGGCUGGUUAUUCUGAUAAGAAAAUUGUUCAAUUCGAUACUAACACUGGAGAAAUCAUUCAAGAAUACGACCAACAUUUGGGUGCUGUUAAUACCAUUACAUUUGUCGAUGACAAUCGCCGUUUCAUUACAACAUCUGAUGAUAAAACAAUGCGUGCUUGGGAAUAUGACAUCCCCGUUGUUAUCAAAUAUAUUGCAGAGCCUGAUAUGUAUGCUAUCCCAGCUGUAACAUUAUCUCCCAACAAAAAAUGGUUAGCCUGUCAAUCUUUAGACAAUCAGAUUUUAAUUUAUGGUGCCCGUGAUAAAUUUAGAAUGAAUAGAAAGAAGCGUUUUGCUGGACAUCUUAUUGCUGGUUAUGCUUGUAAGCCUGGAUUUUCACCGGACGGCAGGUUCAUCAGUAGCGGUGACUCUAACGGUAAUGUUUGGUUCUGGGACUGGAAAUCAUGCAAAAUCUUAAAGAAACUCAAAGCACAUGACAAGGUUGUCACAAACACAGAAUGGCAUCCACAUGAGUCUUCAAAACUCGCUACUUGUAGUUGGGAUGGCUUAAUCAAAUAUUGGGAUUAAAAAUUACCGAGCCCCUUUUUUUACAAAAUAAAAAUAAGAUGUUGCCUUCACAAGUGACACCUACAGAUAAACCAC
Molecule: messenger RNA, 1840 nt
Organism: Mucor mucedo
Lineage: Eukaryota; Fungi; Mucoromycota; Mucoromycetes; Mucorales; Mucoraceae
Product: WD40-repeat-containing domain protein
Exons: 4
Coding region: 38-1765 (575 amino acids)
Biological process (GO): mRNA splicing, via spliceosome
Cellular component (GO): catalytic step 2 spliceosome
Molecular function (GO): mRNA binding; protein binding
Source: RefSeq, a predicted model, not a curated record